Molecule: messenger RNA, 1983 nt
Organism: Acanthisitta chloris (rifleman)
Lineage: Eukaryota; Metazoa; Chordata; Aves; Passeriformes; Acanthisittidae
Gene: RHPN2
Product: rhophilin, Rho GTPase binding protein 2
Exons: 14
Biological process (GO): negative regulation of stress fiber assembly; signal transduction
Molecular function (GO): protein binding
Source: RefSeq, a predicted model, not a curated record
GGAUGUAAUCCUCUUGCUGAGACUGGACGGAGCAAACUACAGAACCAGAGAGCUGUUCUAAACCAACAGAUCUUAAGAGCAGUAAGAAUGAGAGCUGGUGCUGAAAAUCUCUUAAGAGCAACCACCAACAACAAAGUACGGGAGCAGGUCCUGCUGGAGCUGAGCUUUGUGAACUCAGACCUGCAGAUCUUGAAGGAGGAACUGGAAGGACUUAACAUCUCAGUAGAAGUUUAUCAAAAUGCAGAAGAGACUUUCAGUAUUCCCUUGGUACCUCUUGGUCUGAAGGAAACCAAGGAAGUAGACUUUACACUCCCCCUCAAGGAUUUUAUUCUGGAACAUUAUAGUGAAGACAGUUCUGAGUAUGAAGAUGAAAUAGCAGAUCUCAUGGAUCUGAGACAAGCCUGCCGCACUCCCAGCCGAGACGAAGCUGGCAUUGAGAUGUUGAUAAGCUAUUUCCUGCAGCUUGGUUAUGUAGAAAACAGAUUUUUCCCACCCACCAGGCACAUGGGAGUUCUAUUUACAUGGUAUGAUUCCUUCACGGGUGUCCCGGUGUGUCAGCAGAAUCUGCUGCUUGAGAAAGCAAGUAUUUUGUUCAACAUUGGAGCUCUCUACACCCAGAUUGGGACAAGGAGCAAUCGGCAGACCCAGGCUGGGCUCGAAAACGCCGCUGAUGCUUUUCAGAAAGCUGCAGGAGUCCUAAGCUACUUAAAGGAGACCUUCACUCACACCCCGAGCUACGACAUGAGCCCAGCCAUGCUGAACGUGCUGGUGAAGAUGAUGCUUGCACAAGCUCGAGAGUGUGUGUUUGAGCAGAUUGGGCUGACUGGAAUCCGCAACGAGUUUUUCACCCUAGUGAAAAUGACACAGGAAGUUGCCAAGGUGGGAGAGGUUUACAUGCUGGUUAACACUGCAAUGAACCAGGAGCCAGUGAAAGAGAAUAUUCCCUACUCCUGGUCUAAGCUGGCACAAAUAAAGUCUGACCAUUACAAAGCUCUGGCACAUUACUUCAUUGCCACCAUUCUGUGUGACCAUGAACUGCAGCCUGGUGAUGAUGAAGACCAGCAGGAGAAAGCCUUGUCCCAGCUGUACGACCACCUGCCCGAGGGACUGAUGGUUCUCGCUGUUUUGAAGGACAAAGUUCAGAGAAAACAAUUAGGGAAGGCACACUUACGCUCGGCCGUCGUGCACCACGAGGAGGCUCUGAGGGUCUGUGGGCUGUGCAAAAAGCUUCGGAACAUCGAUGUCCUGCAGGAGGUCCUGACAGCUGCUCAUAAGCGUUCACUUCUCAAGUAUGCUCAGCAGGAGACAGAAGAUGAUUUUCUCAGUCUGAUCCAGGCUCCAGAUAUCCUCCCCAAGACAGAGCAUAAAAUAGAAACAAUUGCUCCUCAGUUUUCCAAGGUGAAAGUUAAAGACUUCUUUCACAAACUGGGCCCCCUGGCAGUGUUCUCAGCCAAGCAGAGAUGGACAGCUCCACGCACCGUCCGCAUCGGCCGCGGCGCAGGAGAGCUCGGCUUCGGUCUCAGAGGAGGUUCACCGGUGCAGAUUUGUGGGCUUGACCCAGUUUGCCCUGCAGCAUCAGUGGGCCUAAAAGAAGGUGACUACGUUGUUUCAGUUGGUGGUGUGGAUUGCAAGUGGCUUGGAGUGAAUGAGGUGCUGGAGAAACUGAAGAGCGAGGGAGAGCAGCCCGUGGAGAUGGAGGUUAUCAGCUGCCAGGACACAGCAGCAUCCUUGCACAGCAAGUGUGCAACUUACUCUGCUGGAAUGCAGAAGACAUACUCCUUAAUCUGUUUAGCCAUGGACGAGGAUAAGACUGAUCAGACCAAGAAAGCCCCACUGAAACUGCCUUUUCUGAGCUGGGGAACUAAGAACAGACAGAAAGCUGCAAGCACCCUCUGCCUUCCAGCAGCUGUGAGUGGAAGUUCUCAGACUAAGAAGAAGCUUUCGCCUUUCACAAUUCUGCACACAGAAAGUUCAUUGUACUGA